Molecule: messenger RNA, 1467 nt
Organism: Spodoptera frugiperda (fall armyworm)
Lineage: Eukaryota; Metazoa; Arthropoda; Insecta; Lepidoptera; Noctuidae
Product: prostaglandin reductase 1-like
Exons: 6
Coding region: 397-1410 (337 amino acids)
Biological process (GO): prostaglandin metabolic process
Cellular component (GO): cytoplasm
Molecular function (GO): 15-oxoprostaglandin 13-reductase [NAD(P)+] activity; 2-alkenal reductase [NAD(P)H] activity
Source: RefSeq, a predicted model, not a curated record
UAUUUUUACGUAUUAUUUAUUACGUGUUGUUUACUCCAAUAUUAAUUUAGUUACUUUGCCAAACAACCUUGAUUACCUUGGUACUGCAAGUAAGGCUCCAUCUAUUAUCAAAAUUAUCUGUUCUGAAGUGGGAGAUAACCUAAUCAACAAGUUGUCAAAAUUAAUAAGAAAGGAAAAGCGCAUCUAUUGAAAAGAGAUAAGAUUGAAAAUACACAUGUAUUUGUAUUUACCUAUUAGUGAUAACGACAACUUCUAGAUAAAGCUAUUAAAAGGUAGAUGAUAGAAAACAAAGUUUUUGUCAAGAUAUUUAGUAAAUUGUGAAAUUGUUUGUAAGGUUGCCAAAGCUAUUUCAUUAGCAGCUAAUUAAUUAAAUACCUAAGUAGCAAGAAUUGACAAAUGGUGCUGUCCAGGAAAUACGUUGUACAAACUCCUUUCGUAGGAGAACCUAAAAAAAGUAAUUUCAAAAUUGUAGAAGAGGAUCUUCCUGCAGUUGAGGAAAAUGAAUUUCUUGCUGAAGCAGCAUUCAUCAGCGUGGAUCCAUACCAACGAAUGAAACUUGGAGCAACAUUUCCUUGUGAUAUGAUUGGUGGUCAAGUGGCUAAGGUGAUUGAAAGCAGAAAUUCCGAGUAUCCAGUAGGAUCAUGGGUCAUGGGGCACUUCGGAUGGAGAACCCAUACGAUUACAAAGCCCGAAAAUGAGAAGUUCUGUGGCCAAAAACCAUACCUUUACAAACUACCUGAUUUCGGAGAUCUACCAGUGUCGUUAGCGCUCGGUGUUUGUGGCAGAGUUGGAAAUACUGCCUACUUCGGUUUCACAGAGAUCUGUCAGCCUAAAGCUGGAGAAACAGUGGUGGUCUCAGGUGCAGCGGGAGCAGUCGGCUCACAUGUUGGACAAAUUGCCAAGAUUCUAGGAUGUAGAGUUAUUGGAUUCGCCGGCAGUGAUGAUAAGUGCGAAUGGCUAGUCAAAGAACUAGGAUUCGACUACGCAGGCAACUAUAAAACAACCAAUCUAGCAGAAUUUCUAAAAGAGGCUGCUCCAAAAGGUGUUGAUUGUUACUUCGACAAUGUUGGCGGAGAAAUUAGUAGCACUGUCAUGUCGCAAAUGAAUAACUACGGCAGGAUUGCAGUCUGUGGCGCUAUUUCGGGCUAUAAUGAAACCGAUCCCGAAAAACGAAAAGCAACCAUGGUUCAAGGGUAUAUUGUUGGAAAACAACUUAAAAUAGAAGGAUUCCAAGUGAACAGAUUUGCCGAACGCACAAUCGAUGGUAUAAAUCAAAACUUAAAGUGGGUACGAGAAGGAAAACUUAAAUACAAAGAACAUAUUUACGAGGGAUUUGAAUCAGCAGACGAAGCUUUCAUUGGUUUGUUCAGAGGGGACAACAUUGGAAAAAGUUUAGUCAAAGUGAAAUAAUGUUAAAAUCAAGUAAUUAUUAUAAAUAUGUAAUUAAAGUAUUUCAAUGUCAUAUUA